Messenger RNA from Ornithorhynchus anatinus (platypus), 2399 nucleotides. RefSeq names its product cartilage acidic protein 1 (gene CRTAC1). Gene Ontology annotation, molecular function: calcium ion binding. The transcript has 15 exons. The record is from RefSeq and is a predicted model, not a curated record. The coding region runs from base 87 to 1925 and encodes 612 amino acids. Lineage: Eukaryota; Metazoa; Chordata; Mammalia; Monotremata; Ornithorhynchidae. Gene Ontology annotation, biological process: axonal fasciculation.
ACCGGCCACCGGCCACCGGGACCCACGAGGCGGGGAGCGCCCUGCUCCCAGCCCUCCCUCGCCCCGGCGCCCCGCUGGGGCCGAGGAUGGCAUCGAUGCUGAGGCUGCUGCUCCUGCCAUCAGUUCUCCUGCUGGGGUCGCCCCCGGCCAGCGAGGGAUCCCACAGGGCCGAACCCAUGUUCACCGCCGUCACCAAUUCUGUCUUGCCCCCGGACUAUGAGAGCAACCCCACGCAGCUCAAUUACGGCGUGGCUGUCACGGACGUGGACCACGACGGGGACUUCGAGAUCGUGGUGGCCGGGUACAACGGCCCCAACCUGGUUCUGAAGUACGACCGGGCGCGGCGUCGCCUGGUGAACAUUGCGGUGGAUGAGCGCGGCUCCCCCUACUAUGCGCUGCGAGACCGUCAGGGCAACGCCAUAGGGGUCACUGCCUGUGACAUUGACGGGGACGGGCGGGAGGAGAUCUACUUCCUCAACACCAACAAUGCCUUCUCAGGAGUGGCCACGUACACCGACAAACUGUUCAAGUUCCGCAAUCACCGCUGGGAGGACAUCCUGAGCGAUGAGGUCAACGUCCGCCGGGGUGUGGCCAGUCGCUUCGCUGGACGCUCCGUGGCCUGCGUGGACAGGACGGGCUCCGGGCGUUACUCCAUCUACAUCGCCAACUAUGCCAAUGGCAACGUGGGCCCCGAUGCCCUCAUCGAAAUGGAUCCAGAGGCCAGUGACCUCACCCGGGGCAUCCUGGCACUCAACGAUGUUGCGGCUGAAGCAGGGGUCAAUAAAUACACAGGGGGUCGUGGAGUCAGCGUGGGCCCCAUCCUCAGUGACAGCGCUUCGGAUAUCUUCUGCGACAAUGAAAACGGCCCCAAUUUCCUCUUCCGCAACCGGGGUGAUGGCACCUUCGUCGAUGUGGCUGCUAGUGUCGGGGUAGAUGACCCACACCAGCAUGGGAGAGGGGUGGCACUGGCCGACUUUAACCGCGACGGGAAAGUGGACAUCGUCUAUGGCAAUUGGAAUGGGCCACAUCGCCUCUUCCUGCAGAUGAGCAACCACGGGAAAGGCCGCUUCCGGGACAUCGCCACCCCCAAAUUCUCCAUGCCCUCUCCAGUCCGUACCGUCAUUGCAGCCGACUUCGAUAACGACCAAGAGCUGGAGGUCUUCUUCAACAACAUUGCCUCCCGGGGUUCCUCCAUCAACCGCCUCUUCCGGGUCAUCCGCCGGGAACAUGCAGACCCCCUCAUCGAAGAGCUCAAUCCCGGGGAUGCCCUGGAGCCCGAGGGGCGGGGUACAGGGGGUGUGGUGACAGACUUUGAUGGAGACGGGGUGCUGGACCUGAUCUUAUCCCACGGGGAGUCCAUGGCGCAGCCUCUUUCGGUCUUCAGAGGGAACCAGGGCUUCAAAAACAACUGGCUGCGAGUGGUGCCGCGAACCCGCUUCGGAGCCUUCGCCCGAGGGGCCAAGGUGGUGCUCUUCACGAGGCGGAGCGGCGCGCACCUGAGAGUGAUCGACGGUGGCUCGGGCUACCUGUGCGAGAUGGAGCCCGUGGCACACUUCGGCCUGGGGCAAGACGAGGCCAGCAGCCUGGAGGUGACAUGGCCCGACGGCAGGGUUGUGAGCCGCGGAGUGGCCAAGAGCGAGAGGAACUCGGUGCUGGAGAUCCCCUACCCCUCGGAAGAGGAUGAGCUCCCCCAGCCCGUCACCCUGGAGUGUGGCCAGGGAUUCGCCCAGCAAGAAAAUGGACGCUGCAGGGACAGCGAUGAGUGUAUCCAGUUCCCCUUCGUGUGCCCCAGGGACAGGCCGGUGUGUAUCAACACCUACGGGAGCUACCGCUGCCGUGCCAACAAGAGGUGCAGCCGGGGUUACGAGCCCAACGAGGAUGGCACUGCCUGUGUGGUAGCUGCAAUGGCCCCUCAGAGUUACUGACUGAACAGCCGGGCGGCCAUCUUUGAAAAGGGAAAGAGAAGCUUGGAAGUCGAUGAUAUUUUCGUAAACAGAGUUGUUUGUGAAUUCUUUCUUUGCAUGUUUUCUGAGAAAACAGAACGAGGACUCCUCUCCACCCCUCCCCCAGAUCCCAAGGCGGCCCUAGUUUAUCUGUAUUGGUCAGUGUUGUCAACUUUCUCUUUUUCCGUACGAUUUUGCCCUCAACAGAGAUAGUGGCUCCCAGGUGGUGGCUUGCUCAAUUGACUUGAUGAUGUACCAUGGUCCUGCUGGUUUGGUCUGUGCUGUUUCUGCUUUGCCCGCCCUGACCCCGUACUUCGGGUGUUUGGGAUUGUCUUGGUGGGGAGGGGAGAUUCUUUGGAUUUCUUGAUUUUAAAAGUGUUAAAGUUUUAACCUGCUAAGUCUUCCAGCCCCUUCUUCAGAGAAAUGAUGCCAAUAAACUGUAUCCUGUACAUUAGA